GAGCAAGCUUUGCGAGCUCCAUGGCGCCUCCAAACAAGCGAGCGAAGAAGGAUGACGGCAGUGAGACGAAUGCCGAUGGAGCCGAGCCUGCGUUUGAGCGGCGCAACCCGUCGCACAUCAAGAACAAGAUGAAGCGCCAGAUUGUGAUGCAGAAGUUCCGCAAGGAGAAGAAGGAGGCAAAGAAGGCGGCGCAGCUGAAGCGCCGACGCGAGGCCGAAGAGAUGGGUGAAGAGGCACCGGCCAAAAUGGAGCCGCGCACCAUCGACAACACGCGUGAGAAGGAAGUGACGAUGGUCAGCAACGAAGGCGACGAGGAGAUCGAGGCUGACGAGCGUGACGACGAGUUCGCCAGCAUCUUUGCCAAUGAGGAGGCACCCAAGCUCAUGAUCACCACGCGCCCGUUCCCUUCAGGUGAACUGUACCACUUUAUCAAGGACCUCAUGGAUCUGCUACCCAAUUCGUUCUACUACAAGCGCGGGACUUUUGACAUCAAAGAGAUUGUGCAAUUCGCCAGCAACAAGAAGUUCACGCAUCUCAUCGUGCUGUCUGAGAAAAGCAAGAUCUGCAAUGGUAUGCUCGUUAGCCGCUUACCUGAGGGCCCAACAGCGUUCUUCAAGGUAUCAAACGUGAAGUUGACCGCCAGUAUCAAGGAGCGCGGUCGCCGCACAAACCACCAACCGGAGCUGAUUCUCAACAACUUUUCGACGCGUCUGGGUCACCGGGUGGGUCGAUUUUUGGGCUCGUUGUUUGAGCACCAACCGGAGUUUGAGGGUCACCAGGUCGUGACGUUUCACAACCAGCGCGACUUUAUCUUCGUACGACACCACCGCUACACGUUUGAGAACGAGAAGAAGGCGCGUCUACAAGAGAUUGGACCGCGCUUUACAAUGAAGUUGCGAUGGCUGCAGCAGGGAACGUUCGACACCAAGUUCGCGCUGUACUCGGAGAUGGUAGUCGCCGUGAAUUACCAGCCCUUCACUCGCAAAUUGGAGCUGGGCGACGCCAAGCAGCCGAAGUGCUGGACGAAGUCAUGCGUUUACGGCGAAAGAACCAACGAGAGCUACCGAAGAUUCAGGCCAUAUUAAAGCGAAUUGCCAUGUAGCCAUCUUUUCGGCGCGACGUUAUUAUGCAGGAUAUAACUACAUCUCCACCUAAUCCGCCUCCGACUCGCCGAGCGUCUACGGCUGUACUUUCAAAGCGGCCGAAAUAUUUAUGUGAACUUUGGCACGAAUACCAGGUCGGAUGCGGUGACCUGAAAGCAGCAAAAGACUUUACGGCAAUCGAGCGUGGUGCGAGCAAGUUCGCCUUCUCUAGCUCUGGGACGUAGUCGCUAGCUUGGUGCGCUCAGGUUUUACCAGUGACGCAGCGAUAGACAAGGUAUAUUCAGUCUAUGGUAGGCAGCUCUCAGUGUCAA
Phytophthora infestans T30-4 is the source of this 1414-nucleotide messenger RNA. RefSeq names its product ribosome production factor 1, putative. Gene Ontology annotation, molecular function: rRNA primary transcript binding. The record is from RefSeq and is a predicted model, not a curated record. Gene Ontology annotation, cellular component: preribosome, large subunit precursor; nucleolus. NCBI's taxonomy places the organism in Eukaryota, Oomycota, Peronosporomycetes, Peronosporales, Peronosporaceae. Gene Ontology annotation, biological process: maturation of 5.8S rRNA; maturation of LSU-rRNA. Bases 21 to 1085 code for a protein of 354 amino acids. The transcript has 3 exons.